ACUCCAACUCCAAGCGGCAACGGCAACGGCAACCUCGACAAGGAAGUUUCUUCCGACUACCUAUGAAAGUGAAAAUCAACAGCUGCAGUGUAGAUGAGUUGGACAGCGUGGAUCCUGGCCUCCUAUGGAAAAUUGCCGAGUUAGAGAAGAAGAGGAAAACAAGAAAUCCAAGGAAGAAUAAUUUGCUUGUGGAGGUUCCUGAGUCCAAAAAGUUCCUUGAUAUUGCAACCAUGCCAAUGAUACUCACUUAUGAUGACUCCACAGAACAGGAAAGUAUUGAGCGAACGAUAAAGGAGACCCCUGGCCUAGGCAGGGUAAGGAUGCUCACUCGUGAAGAGUGGGAUGCAAUUCAAGAAGUGAGACCAAGGACACCAUUUGAAUCUAAGAUAGCACGCCCCAAUGCAAAAAUACAAACCGGAGAGCCACUUCAUAGACGACGUCAGGAGUUGACCGUCGGAUUCCUUGCUGGUCGUGGCAGAGAGGCAGCGACUGAUUGUCGGAGUUGCUGCGAUAGCGAGAUGGGGGUGAUGACGAGGCGCUCAUAUUUGCAGAGAGGAGGAAGACGAUGGUGG
Molecule: messenger RNA, 572 nt
Organism: Striga asiatica
Lineage: Eukaryota; Viridiplantae; Streptophyta; Magnoliopsida; Lamiales; Orobanchaceae
Source: the annotation of a GenBank genome assembly